This is a messenger RNA of Scedosporium apiospermum, 1080 nucleotides long. RefSeq lists its product as uncharacterized. Gene Ontology annotation, molecular function: protein-containing complex binding. Gene Ontology annotation, cellular component: mitochondrion. The transcript is spliced from 8 exons. Bases 1 to 1080 code for a protein of 359 amino acids. The record is from RefSeq and is a predicted model, not a curated record. NCBI's taxonomy places the organism in Eukaryota, Fungi, Ascomycota, Sordariomycetes, Microascales, Microascaceae.
AUGGCGUCUGUACAGACCGCGGUGCGGUCUUCUCGAAAGCUUGCGCGGAAUAUUACGCGCAAUAUUCCUCGGCAACAACUGCUGUCAGACAUCGCCAUCACCCGAACUGGCAAGCCAAUCCUGCGCACACAGGGUGGACGGUCGUCUCUCGGAGGCCCAGCUCGCCAGGGAUGCACCGUUAUUGUUCCCUUCCGAGAUGAAAUGGCAAAGCGCCAUCUUAAGGUCUCUGGUGACCUUGGACGUGUGGUUUUCAUUGAGUACGACCUAAGGAACACGCAAUCUAUUGAAGAGAGCAUCCGCCAUUCAGAUGUCGUCUACAACCUAGUCGGUCGCAACUAUCCCACAAAGAACUUCUCGUUGGAGGAUGUUCAUGUCGAGGGAACCGAACGCAUUGUCGAAACGGUAGCCAAGUACGAUGUCGACCGAUAUAUCCACGUUUCCUCGUACAAUGCAGACCCAGCCUCUCCGUCCGAAUUUUAUGCCACGAAGGGUCGCGGCGAAGAAGUCGCGCGAAACAUCUUCCCUGAAACCACCAUCGUCCGGCCCGCACCCAUGUUCGGCUUUGAGGACAAUCUCUUGCUGAAGCUUGCCAGUGUAAUGAGUCUCACAUCCAACCACAUGCAAGAGCGGUACAGACCUGUACAUGUAAUCGAUGUCGGCCACGCUCUUGAACUCAUGCUUUUUGAUGACGGUACGGCGUCCCAGACCUUUGAGCUCUACGGACCGAAGGAGUACUCCACAGAAGAAAUUGCCGCUUUAGUUGACAGGGAAAUAUAUAAACAACGCCGGCAUAUCAACGUACCUAAGCCCAUUCUGAAACCCCUCGCCGGCCUCCUUAACAGUGUUACCUGGUGGCCGUACCUUUCGGCCGACGAGGUUGAGCGCGAGUUCAUCGAUCAGAAGAUUGAUGAAACGGCCAAGACCUUCAAGGAUUUGGGCAUCGAGCCAGGCGACAUCAGCAACUUCACCUAUGAUUAUCUGCAAGGAUUCCGCAGCUCAGCCUUCUACGACCUUCCGCCGGCCACCGAAAAGGAGAGGAAGGAGGAGCGCAAGUAUCUCCACGUGCUCGAUGAUCAAUAA